AUUCUAAAAACCAUACCUUUACUCUCCACACUCCAAAUCUCCUUCUUCUUCCUCUCUAUUUUUCUACCAGUUUCUUGGAAAAUAGAGAACACCAUGUCUCUCACUAUUCCUUCAAAUCUUUCAAAACCCAUUGCAACAUCUAAGGCUAGCUCUCAGUUUAGCACAAAACCAAGAACUUCAACCAUAGUGUGCUCUUCAAACCAAGCCCCUUCGAAUUCAACAGAGGAAAGUUCUUCUUCUUUAAAGGCAUUCUCAGCAGCACUUGCUUUGUCUUCUGUUCUGUUGUCAGCACCUGUGCUUCCUGCUUCUGCUGACAUCUCUGGGCUCACACCUUGCAAGGAUUCAAAGCAGUUUGCUAAGCGAGAGAAGCAAUCAAUCAAGAAGCUUGAGAGUUCUCUAAAACUCUAUGCACCUGAUAGUGCUCCUGCACUUGCUAUUAAGGCCACUGUUGAGAAAACCAAGCGCAGGUUUGACAACUAUGGAAAACAAGGACUAUUGUGUGGAUCAGAUGGACUGCCACAUUUGAUAGUGAGUGGAGACCAAAGGCAUUGGGGAGAGUUCAUCACACCUGGCAUCCUCUUUUUGUACAUUGCUGGUUGGAUCGGGUGGGUUGGAAGGAGCUACUUGAUUGCAGUAAGGGAUGAAAAGAAACCAACAAUGAAGGAAAUCAUCAUUGAUGUUCCUUUGGCUAACAGGCUCGUCUGGAGAGGUUUUAGCUGGCCAGUUGCUGCUUACAGAGAGUUCUUGAAUGGAGAACUCAUUGACCCUAAUGUCUAAUUUUGAUUUCUCCUGUUUAGUUUUCUCUUGUUGGAGAUUCGUGGAAUUAUACUUUCACUUGUUUAUAUCAAUGAAGGAAUGUGAAUUUCCAGUA
Molecule: messenger RNA, 871 nt
Organism: Lycium ferocissimum
Lineage: Eukaryota; Viridiplantae; Streptophyta; Magnoliopsida; Solanales; Solanaceae
Product: photosystem I reaction center subunit III, chloroplastic-like
Exons: 2
Coding region: 94-777 (227 amino acids)
Biological process (GO): photosynthesis
Cellular component (GO): photosystem I; chloroplast thylakoid membrane; photosystem I reaction center
Source: RefSeq, a predicted model, not a curated record